AUGACCGAUCAUGAAGACUUUGCCAGCUUAGCUGGGCACUGGAACGUCUCCGACACCUCCCAGUUCAGCCCGGCCAGCAUCAUUGUCCCAGUGGUCUUCUCCCUCAUCUUUCUGCUGGGCACUGUUGGCAACAGCCUGGUCUUGGCCGUGCUGCUGCGGAAUGGGCAGAUGGGUCACACCAGCACCAACCUCUUCAUCCUCAACCUCAGCCUAGCUGACUUCUUCUUCAUCGUCUUCUGCGUGCCCUUCCAGGCGACCAUUUACUCCUUAGAGGGCUGGGUCUUUGGCUCCUUCCUGUGCAAGGCCGUCCACUUCUUCAUCUACCUCACCAUGUAUGCCAGCAGCUUAACUCUGGCUGCCGUCUCUGUGGACAGAUAUCUGGCUAUUCGUUACCCGCUGCGCUCUCGGGAGCUGCGGACGCCAUGCAACGCAGUGGUGGCCAUGGCUGUGAUCUGGGCUCUCUCCGUGGUCUUCUCAGGGCCUUACUUAAGCUACUACGACCUGAUAGAGUGGGAGGCCAGCCACAUCUGUGUGCCAGGGUGGGAGGAGUGGAAGCGGAAGAUCAUAGACACCAGCACUUUCGCCUUUGGCUAUGUGGUCCCAGUACUGAUCGUUAGCGUCUCCUACACCAGGACCAUUAAAUUCCUGUGGACAGCUGUAGACCCCAUGGAGGACAUGUCCGAGUCCAAGAAGGCCAAGCGCAAAGUUACCAAGAUGAUCAUCAUUGUCACCGUCCUCUUCUGCCUGUGUUGGCUGCCCUACCACUUGGUCGUGCUCCGCUACCUCUAUGGAGACUUCCCGUUCAACCAGACCACCUAUGCCUUCCGGCUGCUCUCCCACUGUAUGGCCUACGCCAACUCUUGCCUCAACCCCAUUGUCUACGCUCUGGUCUCCAAGCACUUCCGCAAGGGGUUCAAGAAAGUCUUUAGUUGCCUGCUAAGAAAGAAGGCCCGCAACAAGGUCCAUGUAGUCCAUGCUGCUCACACCGCGCCUGGCUUUGAGGCGGGUUCUACUGAAGUGUCCCAGAUGAAUGAAGACCACAUUGGACAGCUGCGUGGGAGUGAAGCAGAUCCUAGGUCCUUCAUGGCCCCCUCAGGGACAGCAAGGCCACUUCACAUUUCUUAA
Molecule: messenger RNA, 1125 nt
Organism: Eublepharis macularius
Lineage: Eukaryota; Metazoa; Chordata; Lepidosauria; Squamata; Eublepharidae
Product: galanin receptor 2b-like
Exons: 2
Coding region: 1-1125 (374 amino acids)
Biological process (GO): G protein-coupled receptor signaling pathway
Cellular component (GO): membrane
Molecular function (GO): G protein-coupled receptor activity
Source: RefSeq, a predicted model, not a curated record